UCAGUGGCCAGAGUGCAAGGACAGAGAGGACACCAAUUCACAGCCCACGAAGCGUUGUUACGCAGGGCAGAGGACGGACCAAUUGCGUUGGUGCCACAGCUCCCCCCGCUUCUUCCUCCCGCCGCCCCUCUCAACAUCCAAGUUAUUCCCCCUGCACCGUACUAAAUGCCUCCCUUUUUCUCUUACACCACUCUCCCCUAUCAACUCACGGAGGGCCCCUAUCCUAUGCGUGAGUUCUCGGAGUAUUUGGUGGAGCUGAUUGACGUGGAGCCGCUGCCCUUCGCAGACGAAGACGCGUGGGAGUUGCACCGUGAGCUAUACAAGUCGGUGGCGUUGGGGAUGUUCCGAUUCUUCGUGGAUCACGAAGACCACUGCAUCGGGGAGCACUUCGUCAUUUAUUACGUCAUCACGUGGCCCAAGCCAGCGCAGAAGGAGGGGACGGUGGCGCUGUACCCAUUUGCCCAGCUCCAGAUGACCGAUCCGGGAUUGUUGGAGCUCAUACAUCUUGUGCUCCUAUCCAUUGCGCAAGUGAUCGCGAGCGAGGAAGAGGAGAUCCAGCCACGAUUGCAGACGGCGGCUGCCCCGCGGAGAACGUACAACGCGGUCGUCAUCCAGGAUUAUAUUGCGCAAUGCGAGGAGAGGUUGGAGGACUUCCCUGAGGAAAAGCCAUUGCGACCUCCAUCGUCGUAUCCCAGACCUGCGCCGCCAAAGGCCCCCAAGAAGACGCCGAAGAGGAAGAGACGCCACGCAUGGCCAGGAGCACAAGGCAGCCGAAUCGGUGGCGGCGAGGAAGUGGUUCAGCCCAUGCACGCGCGGAAUCCCGACCCUGUGCCUGUGAGUGCGGCGACGCUGGUUAAGGAGAUUGUCGUGCCAUCGCCGCCCCUCCCGCGCCUGCCCGAUCUCAAUCUCGAUGGAGCCGGGCCAUCAGCCGCAGCAGCCGAAGGAGGAAGCAGAAUGGGAUUACCGGAUCCUGUACCCAGACCCCCCGUCCUCGCGGGACCUUUCCGCUUCCGCCAGCCACCCCGGAGUGCCCCGGUCAUUGACAUUAGCAGUUCCCCUGAGCCGGACGGUCCAUCCGACAGAGGUGGAUUUCAUGGUGGAGCCCACCACCAUCAGGCUCGGGGCCCUUGCGGGGGCGCCGCGCCCUGAUCCGGCGUGGGAGUCAUAUCAGACACCCUCUUUUCAAGGGUGUAUUGCGGCGCGGCUGGCGGGGACGCUCAUCUACGAGACCGAGCAGCGUCCCAAUGUGAUGUAUCACUUCCUUGUCUUCGCGGCACAAAAGCGGGAGCGGCAGCCCUACACCGA
Chara braunii is the source of this 1305-nucleotide messenger RNA. The record is from the annotation of a GenBank genome assembly. Lineage: Eukaryota; Viridiplantae; Streptophyta; Charophyceae; Charales; Characeae.